Miscanthus lutarioriparius is the source of this 3810-nucleotide messenger RNA. The record is from the annotation of a GenBank genome assembly. Lineage: Eukaryota; Viridiplantae; Streptophyta; Magnoliopsida; Poales; Poaceae.
AUGCGCCACUUCGCCGCGCGCCGCGCCGCGGCCGCCGCCAAGGCCAUGGACGAGGAGGGCGGGUCGGACGAGGCCAUGGCGGUGCCGGCGAUGCGAGUCCUGUCGCUCAUGAGCGGGGCGCAGGCGCAGGAGAUGCGGGCGCUGGAGCGUGAGUACGAGAAGGUGCUCGACGCCAACUGCAAGGCGUACGCGCUCUACCUCAAGAGGAUCCUCGAGGCCCGCGAGCCAACGGCGGCGGUGUCGCCGUCGCCGUCGCCGUCGCCGCAGCCUCCUCCUCCGGAGCUCGUGUUCGGCGUCGGGGCCGACGAAGACAGUCGCGGCGACGAGGACGCCGCGCCGGAGAACGACGAGUCCGCUGCCAGCUCGCAGAGCGACCUACGGGACAAUCCGAUGUGGGCGGAGACGGAGGAGCAGCCGGGCGAUCUUUACCCACGGCAGCAGAGCAGCGUCAGGGGCAGGAGGAACCUCAUGAGGCCGCCGAGCCUGUACCCGCAGCGCGUGCCGCCGCACCUCAUAGUGCAGCAGCAAUCGCCGCCGGUGGGCAGAGCGAGCCCGGCGUCAAGGAUCCGAGCGGAGCACCCGCGGUCGCGGUCGCCGGGGGCGCCAUCAGACGACAGCCUGGAGGAGUCUUCCUCCGAGCUCUUUGCCGGCAAAGAGCAUUUUGCCAUUGAAAGAAAUCUCAACGCUAAUUAUCAAGGAAAAGAUCGUGGCGCCGCCACUGUCCUCCUCCAGCAGCCACGCCCACGCGCCGACGCCGGCCGGCUGUCUCCGGAGCCAGCGAGCAGCAGCUCCCCAGCGCGCGGCAACGACGACGACGCCGUCGACACGCCGGGGCCGCUGCCGACGCCCAAGGACUUCGUGUGCCCGAUCACGAGCCAGGUGUUCGACGACCCGGUGACGCUCGAGACCGGGCAGACGUACGAGCGGCGCGCCAUCCAGGAGUGGCUGGACCGGGGCAACGCCACCUGCCCCAUCACCCGCCAGCGCCUCCACGGCGCGCAGCUGCCCAAGACCAACUACGUCCUCAAGCGCCUCAUCGGCGCCUGGCGCGACCAGCAGCAGCCGCAGCGGCGGCCGUCCCCUUCCCCUUCCCGUUCCCCGCCGCCGGCCACGCCUCCUCCGGCGACAACCGGCAUGGCGGGCGACAGCCCCGCGCCGCCUCCCACCAGCGUCAGCGCGCAGGCCACCUCGUCGCCGUCCCCGGAAGCCAACACCAGCGCCAGCGCGCCGUCUCCCACCAGCGUCAUCGCGCAGGCCUCGCUCGAGAGCGCCGUGGCCGAGCUCCGCGCCGCCGUGUCCUGCCUCUGCACGUCCGAGGACCUGGCGCAGUCCGAGCGGUCGGUGCUCAAGAUCGAGCGCCUCUGGCGGGACGCCACCGCCGCCGGUAGCUCCGAUGCCGAGCCGGCCAUUCUCGCCGCGCUCGCCAGGCCCGCCGUCGUGAACGGCUUCGUGGAGAUCCUUUUCAACUCCGUCAGCGCGCAGGUGCUGCGCGUCGCCGUCUUCCUCCUCGCCGAGCUCGCAUCCCGGGACGACGCCGUCGUGCAGACGCUCACCAGGGUGGACUCCGACGUCGACUGCCUCGCCGCGCUCUUCAAGAAGGGCCUGGCGGAGGCCGCCGUGCUCAUCUGCCUGCUCACGCCCGCGCCCGAGCAGCUCGUCGAGAUGGACCUGGCGGAGGCGCUCGUCGCCACCAUCCGCCGCGGCGGUGACGAGGACCCGCUCAAGAUGUGCGUCAGCCCCAAGGCCGCCUCGGUCAUCCUCCUCAGCCAGAUCCUCGUCGAGGCCGCCGGCGCGGAGGACAGCUCCACGUCGCCGGUGCCCAGGUCCGCGCUGCUGUCCGAGAGGUUCAUUCGGAGCCUCGCCGCCAGCCUGGAGGCCGAACCGGUGGAGGAGAGACUAGCCGCCAUGCGGAUCCUCCUCAGGUGCAUCUGGGAGGACGGCCACUGCCGGAGCAGCAUCGCCGAGAAGGCGUCCCUCGGCGCCGUCCUCGACGCCUUCCACGUCGUCGGCGACGCCGACAAGAUGGACAUCGUGCGCUUCCUCUACGAGCUGCUCAAGCUGAAAAAGCGAUCGGCGGCGGAGCGUCUUCUCCGCACCAUCAAGGAGGGUAGCUCCUUCAGCAUGAUGCACACGCUGCUCGUGUACCUGCAGUCCGUGCCGCCGGAGCACAGCCCUGUCGUGGCGGGGCUGCUCCUCCAGCUUGAUCUCCUGGUGGAGCCGAGGAAGAUCAGCAUGUACCGCGAGGAAGCCGUGGACUGCCUCAUCCAGUGCCUGAAGAACACCGACUUCCCGCGGUGCCAGCUCCUUGCCGCCGAGACCAUCAUGUGCCUCCCGGGGAAGUUCUCGUCGUCGGGGAGGCCUCUCGCCCGGUCCACGCUGCUGAAGCUGGCCAGGGUCAAGGAAAGGUACCGGCAGUCGCAGGACCUGAGCUCCGCUCGCGCCGACGGCGAGGACGAAAUGGAGGAAGGGAAGGCCGCGUCUGAGUGGGAGAGAAAGGCGGCGUACGCGGUGGUGAGCCACGAGUUCGGGCUGGUGUUCGAGGCCCUCUCGGAGUGCCUCAGGACCAACAACGCGGAGCUGUUCACGACGAGCCUCGUGUGCGCCACCUGGCUCGUGUACAUGCUCUCCCUCCUCCCCGACACCGGCGUCCUAGGGGCAGCCCGGGUCUGCCUGCUCCGCCAGUUCGUCGUCAUGCUCCGCUCCGCCAAGCACGGCAGCGACAGGGUCCUCGCCAUGGUCGCGCUCAGGAGCUUCAUGAACGACCGCGAGGGGAUGCACGACAUCACGACGUACAUCAAGGACGUGCUCAAGACGCUGAGGGAGCUGAAGAAGUCGUCCGGCCUCGCGUUCGAGAUGCUCAAGCUGCUAUCAGACGGCCAGGAAUCCAGCUCUGACAUGUGGAGCCACAAGGAGAUCAACCAGGUAGACUGCAGCGCAAACGGCGAGGUGACGUCGGUCGUUUACCUCAAGAACUACAUCUUCUCCGGCCACUCUGACGGCACCCUCAAGGUAUGGGAAGGGAGCGAAAGCAUCCUUCGUCUUGUCCACGAGGCUCAGGAGCACGCGAAGGCCAUCACCAGCUUGUCAGUCCUGCACUCGGAGGAGAAGCUCUACAGCGGCUCACUGGACAGAAGUAUAAGGGUGUGGCAGUUCCGGGACGGCGUGCUCCGGUGCGUGGAGGUCCAUGACACGAGAGACCCCGUGCAGAGCCUUGCCGUCGCCAGCGCCGUGGCCUGCUUCGUGCCGCAAGGCGCAGGCGUGAAGGUGCUGAGCUGGAACAGUGGCAACUCCAAGCUCCUGAACCCCAACAAGUACGUGAGGUCCAUGGCGCUGGUGCAAGGCAAGCUCUUCUGCGGCUGCAACGACGGCAGCAUUCAGGAGAUCGAUCUGGCGAGCGGCACGUUGGGCGUGAUCCAGUCCGGCAGCAAGAGGAUCCUGGGCAAGGCGAGCCCGGUCUACGCCUUGCAGGUCCACGACGGGCUGCUCUACACCGGAAGCACGCCGUCGUCGUCGUCCGUGGACGGCGGCGGCACGUCCGUCAAGGUGUGGAGCUGCGCCAACUACGGCCUCGUCGGCUCCAUGGCGACGGCGGCGGAGGCGCGGUCGCUGGUCGUCAGCGCCGACCUCGUCUACGUCGCCUCCAGGACCGCCGCCGUGGAGAUCUGGUCCAGGGAGAAGCUCGCCAGGAUCGGCACGCUGCAGGCGGGAGGGCCCGGGUGCCGCGUCCAGUGCAUGGCCGUCGACGCCGACGGUGACGUCCUCGUCGUCGGGACGUCGGACGGCAGGAUUCAGGCGUGGGGAUUGACUUGA